Molecule: messenger RNA, 1341 nt
Organism: Recurvomyces mirabilis
Lineage: Eukaryota; Fungi; Ascomycota; Dothideomycetes; Mycosphaerellales; Teratosphaeriaceae
Exons: 2
Coding region: 1-1341 (446 amino acids)
Biological process (GO): regulation of transcription by RNA polymerase II
Cellular component (GO): nucleus
Source: RefSeq, a predicted model, not a curated record
AUGACUUACUUUCCAACACCUGAUCCGGAGAAACUACGGCAGCUGAUGAACAGCCAAGGCUACUAUCACAACCUUCAGACUCCACCAAACUCGACAGGACCUCCAAGACAGGAUGACAUAUCAACGGCAAGCACACCGCAGUCGACGUUACAGCAGACGAGCCCUCCAGCAACAUGGCCGGAGCAGUACCAGUAUGGUCUUGGGCUAUUGCAGAUGCCACCGAACGAUGGUAUGACGAAUGGAAUGCUGCGAAAUGAUGUUUCGUCGUUACCACCAGUCAGUGUACCUUACGACUGGUCAGAAGACCUCACCACGCCUCAGCCUAGCUACUUUGCCUUUGACGGCCUGCCUCGUCAGUACACGUCGUACCCCCAGAACAACACCGCUGUGCUCGCGCCCGCUACUACUUUGUGGAACCCUCCACAAGAGGUUGCUGGACCUUUAUUACCACUUCAGGAUGCUUCGCCCAGUAUGUCCAACUACAGCUUAAGCUCCCAGCUUUCCGAGAUUUCCUCGCCAUACGCACAUUCCGAAGGUUGCAUAAGAACUUCAGGUUCGCCUGUCAUGAAGGUCGAACACCCAUGGGAGAGCACAACAUCUUUGGAGCCCGCACAACCCGCAGCUGUGUCAGCUUACUGCCCGGUACAGCCUGCGCCCGAGAAGGUCACACCGCGUCCGCUAGCACCACAGCGCUUUCACAGCCUACUCCUACCACGACAGAACGUCAAUGAGGACAUCGAGAGCGAGGAGGAGGAUGUCAAACCAGUACUUCGACGGCCUGCGUACCGUAAAGCUUAUUCCACAGAAGAUGUCCGAUCAGAAAGCCAGCAUCACAGAGCGAAGAGGGAAUACACGACAGCCGAUAAUGCGAAUUGUUCUUGCGACAUGUGUGGUAAGCUGUUCCAGCGGAACUACAAUCUCAAAGCACACUUGGAAACGCAUGAUCCUGGUCGGCCGCAGCCACAUCACUGUCAUUAUCCUCAUUGCGGAAAGCGAUUCGUGAGGAGGACUGAUCUGUUGAGACACGAGCAAAGUACAUAUCGACGAUGGCUGCCCGAGACGACCCGAGGUCAAACGGCGGAUGAGCAAAGCGAGACGUACUUCCACCACUUCGAGUCCAAGACGACCUUCAUCAUCCACGUCUCAAGAUAUCAAGCCAGUGCUUCUACCACUCCGACCAGACACUCGACGAUACUCAUGAUACAGAGCGUGGAUGCAUUUAGCGAUAAGUCGGCGUUCUUAACGAAGGAUUCGGCUCGGCUGGCAUACUUAUUGUGCGGCGGAGUGCAUGUUGGCGAGACGGAUAAUUCGAGGGCUGGGUGGUUGAGAUUCUGGUGGUGA